AUGACAAGAAAAUUUCAAGUAUGGAAUUACUCCGAACCCUAUUACCAAAUGUACCCUGAUACAUGGAUGACUAUGGACGAGAAAUAUGUGGAGAGUAUAUGGAGUUUACUCAAAAAUGCAAUACAGGAAAUACAAAAGAAAAACAACUCUGGUCUUUCAUUUGAAGAGCUCUAUCGAAAUGCUUACACUAUGGUUCUUCAUAAACAUGGUGAAAGACUUUAUACAGGUUUGAAAGAAGUGGUCACCCAUCACUUAGAAACAAAGGUCCGUGAAGAUGUACUACAUUCGUUACACAAUGGAUUCCUUCAAACAUUAAAUAAUGCUUGGACUGAUCAUCAAACUAGUAUGGUUAUGAUCCGAGACAUACUCAUGUACAUGGACCGAGUGUAUGUACAACAAAAUGAUGUUGACAAUGUAUAUAACUUGGGACUCAUUAUCUUUAGGGACCAGGUGGUUCGAUACGGCUGCAUCCGGGACCACUUGCGCCAGACGCUCCUCGAGCUGGUCGCUCGCGAGCGGCGUGGCGAGGUGGUGGACCGGCUGGCCAUCCGCAACGCGUGCCAGAUGCUCAUGGUGCUCGGGAUCAACUCGCGCGCCGUCUACGAGGAGGACUUCGAGAAGCCUUUCCUGCACCAGUCCGCUGAAUUUUAUAGGAUGGAAUCUCAAAAGUUUCUCGCGGAGAACAGCGCGGCCGUGUACAUCGCACGCGUGGAGGCGCGCAUCAGCGAGGAGGCGGAGCGCGCGCGACACUACCUGGACGAGAGCACCGAGCCCCGCGUCGUGGCCGUGCUGGAGCACGAGCUCAUCGAGCGCCACAUGAAGACCAUCGUCGAGAUGGAGAACUCGGGCGUGGUGCACAUGCUGAUGCACACGCGCACGGUGGAGCUGGCGUGCGUGUACAAGCUGCUGUCGCGCGUGGGCGAGGGGCUGCGCACCGUGGCCGACGCCGUGUCGGCGCACCUGCGCCAGCAGGGCCGCGCGCUCGUCACCGACACGCACCACAACACCAACGCCAUCGCCUACGUGCAGAACCUCCUGGAUCUGAAAGACAGAUUUGACCACUUUCUUCAUAACUCAUUCAAUAAUGAUAAAAUAUUUAAACAUAUGAUCGCUUCCGAUUUUGAGUACUUCCUUAAUCUUAAUAAUAAGUCCCCUGAAUUCCUGUCAUUAUUCAUCGAUGGAAAGCUCAAAAAAGGUGAAAAGGGCAUGAGUGAGCAAGAAAUCGAGGCAGUCCUGGACAAAACCAUGGUGCUGUUCCGUUUCCUGCAGGAGAAAGAUGUGUUCGAGCGUUACUACAAGCAGCACCUCGCCAAACGACUCUUGCUCAACAAAUCCGUCUCCGAUGACAGUGAGAAGAAUAUGAUCUCUAAACUUAAGACUGAAUGCGGUUGUCAGUUUACAUCAAAGCUGGAGGGUAUGUUCAAGGACAUGACGGUGUCCAACACUAUAAUGGAGGAGUUCAAAGAGCAUGUGCUAUCAUCUGGGACCAACUUACACGGAGUAGAUUUAUCGGUGCGCGUGCUCACAACAGGAUUUUGGCCGACACAAAGCGCGACACCCAAGUGCAACAUACCAAAAGCUCCGAGAAGUGCAUUCGAAGUUUUUAGAUCGUUCUACCUGGCGAAGCACUCGGGCCGGCAACUGUCGCUGCAGCCGCAGCUGGGCAGCGCGGACCUGCACGCCACGUUCCGCGCGCACGCGGGCAGCCCGCCGCGCUCGCCGCCCGCCCUCGCCGCGCCCGCCCUGGCCGCGCCCGCCCUCGCCGCCGCCCCCGCCGCGCCCUCCGCGCCGCGCCGCCACAUCAUCCAGGUGUCCACGUUCCAAAUGUGCGUGCUGCUGCUCUUCAAUAAGCGCGAGCGGCUCACGUACGAGGAAAUACUCAAUGAGACCGAUAUACCCGAAAAGGAUCUCGUCCGCGCCCUCCAGUCACUCGCAAUGGGUAAGCCCACGCAGCGAGUGCUCAUCAAGCAUCCUAAGACAAAGGAAAUAGAGCCAUCUCAUCAGUUCUACGUCAACGACGCGUUUACUUCUAAGUUGCAUAGAGUAAAGAUCCAGACAGUAGCAGCUAAGGGCGAGUCCGAGCCCGAGCGACGCGAAACGCGCAACAAGGUGGACGAAGACCGCAAACACGAAAUCGAGGCCGCUAUAGUACGCAUCAUGAAAGCAAGAAAGAAAAUGGCGCACACGCUGCUGGUGGCGGAGGUGACGGAGCAGCUGCGCGCGCGCUUCCUGCCGUCGCCCGUCGUCAUCAAGAAGCGCAUCGAGGGGCUCAUCGAGCGCGAGUACCUGGCGCGCACGCCCGACGACCGCAAGGUCUACACCUACGUCGCAUAGGUGCAUACUCCGACCCUUACCCCGCCCGUGCGUCCGCCCCCGUGCAGAGACGGCUGCGCCGCGCCACCUAACGAUACGAUUUAUAUAAAGAGGGCCUCGAUUCCGUUACGAAAUCUUCUCGUGAUAAAAACGAGUUAACGCUGUCGCGAUAUCUCGAAAUGUGCUCGAUAAAGUAGACAUGACAUAGGGACAACGAAUACUUAAUAGAUUGUCGUGUCGUAUUUGCCGCAGUUGUCGUUCACCGAGGGAAGGACUUCUAUUACCGUUCGUUUUCCGACGAGACGACUGCCGAGCCCGCACGCGUGGUCAGCUUUGUCCGCUUGUCUCUUGCGAGUCGUUUUAACCUUUCUUGUUCCUUAGUAAAUUCAUAUAGCUACCGGUACGCAAAAAGGCAAACGUAAGCAAAGCCAACUUUGUAAGUUAAGACAGAUUAUUCGCAAAACAUAAGUGCAGAUUGGAUUAUAAUCGCUGUAAAAAUAUUGUAUAUACGAAGUGUUGUGGUUUUAGUCUGAUCAUUUCGAUGUGUACUAUAAGUGUUCCUCGUGAUUUCCUAGAGUAGCUGUUAUGUUAAAUUAAAUUCUCUUUUAUAACAAA
Messenger RNA from Melitaea cinxia (Glanville fritillary), 2928 nucleotides. RefSeq names its product cullin-3 (gene Cul3). Gene Ontology annotation, biological process: protein ubiquitination; ubiquitin-dependent protein catabolic process. Gene Ontology annotation, cellular component: Cul3-RING ubiquitin ligase complex. Gene Ontology annotation, molecular function: ubiquitin protein ligase binding. Bases 1 to 2334 code for a protein of 777 amino acids. The record is from RefSeq and is a predicted model, not a curated record. Lineage: Eukaryota; Metazoa; Arthropoda; Insecta; Lepidoptera; Nymphalidae. The transcript is spliced from 14 exons.